Messenger RNA from Dimorphilus gyrociliatus, 2205 nucleotides. The record is from the annotation of a GenBank genome assembly. Lineage: Eukaryota; Metazoa; Annelida; Polychaeta; Dinophilidae.
UCCACUGUCUAUUAACAAUAUGCGCACGUCGGUAGCGUUACUCUCUUCACUUUUAAUUCUUGUACUCUUUGAGGGGGUUUGUUCAAUGAAAAAAGGUAGGAAGAAGACCAAGAAUAGAGAAAAGUCUAAAGUUCACUUUUCUACUGAAUACGAUCUUGUGCAAGACCUUUUGACCAACUAUGAUCCGAUAGUUAGACCAAGGUACAACUCUUCUGAAACCGUCGUCGUAAGGAUCCGGUUCUCCCUACAGCAAAUUUAUGAUUUAGAUGAAAAGCGUCAAAUAUUAGCAAUUAGUGGUUGGUUAACGGCAGAAUGGGUAUGGAGUUCUUUUUAUUUAUUACAGUAUAAUAAUUUGUUAUUAAUAAUUAAUUGAUCAUCUCAAUAUAUUAAAUAAAUAGCUCGAUGAGUUUUUAAUGUGGGAUCCUGAAGAGUAUGGGAAUAUAUCAUCUCUAGUGCUCGAUCCAAGACACAUAUGGACACCUAGUUUGGCCAUUGGUAAUUCGUAAGUAUAGAACAUGUUGUAUAAAAGUGACAUUUUUUUUUGGUAGUGGCGUUAGGCGAGUAUCUUUCCAAUUUGUGUAUUUGUAGGACAAUAAGACGACCAGCGUAGAGGCGUAUUUACUUUGCUGAUUAUAGCUUUAGAUAGGCGUCGUUUCGUUCUUUCUGUAUGUGUCAUUCGUUUCCGCUGGACUUUCAAGAGAAUCGCUGUGCCUGAACGAACCUAAUCUAAUCCUAAGAUGUAUCAGUAGUUGAAUUUAACGGUUUCAUGCACUUAAGAUGGAGAAUGAUUCCUUUACAAAUACCCACUCUAAAGACUCGUUGACCUCAAAUAUCCAUUUAAAUCCCUUAACAGACAGAAUAUCAUGAAAUAGUCCUUAAUACCACUAGGUUCAUUAUUUUAACCUUUUAUUCAUGACUUUAUUAAAAACUCUUAUUGAAAACUAAUGACUGUUCUUAUCUCAGGGCGGAUAGAAUGUUUCAAACAUACCGUCACUUUUGGAUUACAGUCAGGAGUACAGGCGAAGCCAGAUGGCAACCUGGGGGUACUUUUGCUUUUACUUGUGCCCUUGAUAUGAAUUACUAUCCGUUCGAUAAUCAAUAUUGUACAAUGGAAGUGGAAACAUGGCAUUAUAAUUCGGAGAAGCUACAAUUUAACAUCUCAAAACACGAAUUUGGAUUGGAGACGUAUCUACAGCACGGAGAAUGGGAAGUUUAUAAAACACUUGUACGAUACGAAAACGUCGAGUAUAAAUAUUAUCAGGAUGAACAAUUUCCGGAAGUCUUCUUCAGUAUAUUUAUUAGGAGAAAAUAUACUUUUUAUUUUAUGUAUAUCCUACUACCAUGUAUAAUGCUUUCUUUUGUCUUAUUAAUGACCUUUUUAUUACCGGCCGACUCUGGAGAGAAAGUUAAUCUUGGUGUUUCAAUACUGGUUGCAUUUUCAGUUUUCUUGCUAAUAGUGGCCGAAAAGGUUCCGGAUACAUCUGACGCAGUACCAAUUAUUGCUAUUUAUUUGAUGUAUUUUAUGGCAAUUACAGCAUUGUCUGUUAUGGCUAGUACAAUCGUUCUGAAGCUGCAUUUCAAAGGUUCAGAGAAGAAACCGCCCAAAUGGCUGCAAUCAUUCGUAUUCGAUUGCCUAGCACCCCUAUUAUGCCAAAAGAGCCAUACUCAUUGGCAUACUAAACAACAACUUCGGAAUUCCAUUACAAUGACCUUUGUCUCAAGUCCAUCGGAAAACGAAUGCAAACCAAUGAAAGAAGUUUGCGCUUGUUCCGAAACUGAAUCCGAAAGAGGUUCAGCGGAUGAGAAGGCUAAACGAGAGAAAAUUACACAAGAGUGGAAGAAAAUAGCGGAAGUGAUAGAUCAUUUAUUCUUUUGCACCUUUCUCUUUCUGAUAAUUCUUCCUCUGGGAGGUCUUGUUGUGUUUGCUCAUAUCUUUCAUACUACAGAAUCUGAUAUAAAAUGAUAUAUAUGGCGUACAAAGUUCUCUUCCUUUUGCGUAAAAGACAAAAGCACUCACCUGACAUCUCUUUUUACUGUAUAAUCCACAGUUUUCUGUCGUAAGAAUUGUGAAUUAGUACAAAGGUAUAAAUAUUUGUAAAUAUUAAAAAUGAUUAACAUUACUAAGAGUAAAGUGACUUUUUGAAUAUUGUUUUCUUUCUUAUUGUAACUCAAUUCACAAUAAAAACUCUUCAUCAAUGAUUCUUU